Messenger RNA from Ctenocephalides felis (cat flea), 1588 nucleotides. RefSeq lists its product as uncharacterized. The record is from RefSeq and is a predicted model, not a curated record. NCBI's taxonomy places the organism in Eukaryota, Metazoa, Arthropoda, Insecta, Siphonaptera, Pulicidae. The coding region runs from base 188 to 889 and encodes 233 amino acids. The transcript has 7 exons.
GGGUCUCACAACUCUCAGAUCGCGUUCUCACCUUUUAAAUUAAAAACACGUUUCAAUAAAAGAUUCAAAAAGUGUUGUGAAUUUGUGUUCGAUUGCCAUUAUGCGAGUGAUUGUCCUCUAACAGAAGUUAUUACUUAUUUUUCAUUUAUUCUUUAACGCAAUCCAAAAAAAAAGACAUUAGUUUAAAAUGAUUGUAUCAGUAGAAUUAUUAUUCCAAAAGGCGGCGCUCUGCUGCAUUUUAUUCGUAGUGUGUAUAAGGGCGCAGGUGAGGGAAUGCCAAGGAAGUUCUAGGGGCUUGAAAUACGUUUGGGGAGAUGCACUUACAGAUCCACCAGACUGCCUGGGACCAGAUAAUUUACCAUAUCCCGCUGCAGCAGUAGCGCGCGCCGCCCGCGGCUGGAGUUCUGGCGGCAAUCGAAAGGGGCGAAUGGGAACACUGCCCACGCUGGACCCGCACGUCACGCAGCGGGCGCUGCUGCGAGCGCAUAAAGCCGCUCAUUCUUGCUUACCUGAUAAUCACCAAAUUGGUCGAUCAAUGUCUCAGGCUGGUGGUAGUCAAUGCGGCGGAACACCAGCGAGAUUGUGCAAGACGCGUUACAAUACGACGGCGCCUAUGUACGGAGUCUCAUUGACGUCAGGGCAGCCGGUCACCAUUGUGCAGAAGUUCCCCGAUCUGCUGCAGCAGGUUGUCUUCGAAGUCUGCGAAUCUUCCGAAUGUGAUGUCGUCCGCGGCGAAUGCACGCAGACCUACGUGCCGUAUUUGUUUCUGGUGAUACCGCUCGGGCCGGUGACGCUGACCGGCCAGGACUACGUGCUGGUAGAGAGCGGAUGCGUCUGCAAACCUAAGUACGCGACGAGCAAUGCCAUCGAACCCAACAAUUUACCUUGAAAAUAAACAAAAACGCUGGGCGUUUUCUCAAAACUUUGUACCAUAAUAAUAAAUGCUGUUGUGAGUUGCCUGCAAUCUUUGGGAUUGCAACAUGAUAGUGUUGCUCUCCCGAUUCGCUCUCAAUAAGAUUAAACUUCUACAAUCAAAACUAAGAGCGAAGAUAGAUGCAAUAAAACGCUACUUUUAUAUUUCACAUUCAUAUUCUUAUUUAUGAGAAUGUAUCGACGUAAUGUAGCUAGCUUGAAUCAAGUUUUGGUUGAUUCAAGUCGAUAAUGUCCAACUACUAUCACAGGCGCUGCUAUUUUAAAAUGUUGAUGAAGCACGUAUUUUUGUAUUUUUAUAUUGGGACAAAUAUAUCUUAUAAAUUAGAAAUUAAAUAAAAAAUAAGUAUUUAUUUUGUGAUUUAGUAAAAAUAUAUUAAUUGUUAGAUAAUUUCCGGAUGUUAGCAGAAACCGCGACUAAACGUGAUUUUUUGUGUAAGCCGAUAAUGCAUUUUAAAAUUUCAGAACAUUUUGCAUCAAAAAUUUCAUUUUUUUAUUUUAAUGUCUAUUUAAUAAUUGGCUGGAUAUAAUAAACAUAACAAAAUAUUGUCAGAAAACAUGAACUGGCAUUUUACAAUAUAAAUACAUCUCAUCGAAUUAUUACAGCAGCGCCAUAUUUGAUAUUCUCAUAAAUUGGUAGCACACAUAAGGAAUAUAC